Bombus pyrosoma is the source of this 551-nucleotide messenger RNA. It is a transcript of the gene RpL35A, whose product is annotated as 60S ribosomal protein L35a. The transcript has 4 exons. Lineage: Eukaryota; Metazoa; Arthropoda; Insecta; Hymenoptera; Apidae. Gene Ontology annotation, cellular component: ribosome; cytosolic large ribosomal subunit. Gene Ontology annotation, biological process: ribosomal large subunit biogenesis; cytoplasmic translation. Bases 88 to 528 code for a protein of 146 amino acids. Gene Ontology annotation, molecular function: structural constituent of ribosome. The record is from RefSeq and is a predicted model, not a curated record.
GCCAUAUAAUCAAGCAGAGUAUUUUAUACUUUUGUCGCAAGAGGGCUACAGUUUCCUGUUUCUUUUAGUUCACGAUAAACGUACGAAAUGGCAGACGCACCUGCUGAAUCAAAGGCGAAAACGAAAGCAAUCAAGAAACCAAAGGAGAAGCCAGUAGAGCCUCCUCCUUUGAAAAAGAGACCUUUCAAACGGCACGGACGUCUUUAUGCAAAGGCCAUUUUCACAGGAUAUAAACGGGGGCUUCGUAAUCAACAUGAACACACAGCGUUACUUAAAGUUGAAGGAGCUAGGAAUAAGGGGGAUUCGGAUUUUUAUGUAGGAAAACGAUGUGUCUACGUAUAUAAGGCAAAAAAUAAAACACCUGUUCCUGGCAAGAAAAGUAGGAAAACAAAAGUCAGGGCUAUUUGGGGUAAAGUAACCCGGCCACAUGGAACCAGUGGUUCGGUACGUGCUAAGUUUAAAAAGAAUCUGCCAGCUAAAGCCAUGGGCCACCGUAUCAGAAUUAUGCUGUACCCCAGUCGGAUAUAAAUAAAUUUUUCUGUUGUAGAAAA